AUGCAGUCACAAAAUAAUGUAAAUCUGGGGAGAUCGGAUAACCCCACCGCGUCGGGAUCGCAUAACUCUCGCGUGCAGGAUUUGGUACCUGGGUCCUGUUCGACAAGUAUGCCACAGAACAACAGAAAUAGAACACCUUUGCAGUCCGGUGAACAGCAUAUACAUUCCGAUAUAGCUCUUACCGUGGCUGGCAGACCACGACAGCGCAGAAAAUGGACUAAUACUAUAAAUGAAGAUUUAUUACGCGCCUACUAUAUAGCUACAAACAAUGAAAGAGAUAUGACAGCAUAUCGAACUACACUACAUACAAUAUUCGUUGGGCACCAUCCGGACUAUAAUGUAUCCGAACAGCGACUAGCAGAUCAAGUACGGGUUAUUCAUAGAAACAAUCUUAUACCAGAAUCAAGACGAAACGCUAUCAAAGAAUCGGUUGCCGAAGUAAGUAAUGAUCAAUCGACAGAAACUGCAGAAAAUGAGCAAGUGCAAUUUGAAUCAACUAAUACUUCUACAAACGUACAUGUACCAGGAACACGUAAUAAUGUAAAUACGAUAGAAGUGGAAAAUGAACAACCACCUCCUGCUUUAAAUGUAAAUUUAAUUGAUGUCGAUGAAACCACGGAUCAGCAGGAAGAUGUAAGUAAUGAACAAAUGAGACUCAGAAGUAAUCAGCAUAGCUUAAAUGAGAUUUUUGAACAACAAUUUGACAUUUACAGUAACCUUAACCCUCUUUUAAGGCCACGCAUUCCGAAAAUUAAUACUAGUAAGAAGCUAAGUUUUCUUAUUGAAACACUUAACAAUGAUGCGAUCCUGACAAAAUUGAACAAUGUGAGCAAUUUGCAAGAAUUACAUACUAUUGUAUAUGUAUCAGCUAUAACAAUUGCUACUACAAUGGGAUGCAAGAUAGGACAACCCAGAGAUGGACCACGAAGAGCUGCAAUUUAUGGAAAUAAGAGUAAUACGCUACGAAGAAUACAAAUUAAAAUUGAUCAUUUAAGAGGAGACUUAGAAAGAAUAAAUAAGUACAUUGAAGGUAAUCCUACAAGAAGACUUAAAAACAGGAUCAAUAAGAUAUUAAAAACAUACAAUCUUCACACACGCUACGAAACAAAUCACACGAAUAUUAUUAACACAAGAGACACUAUAAAACAGAAACUAUGUGUACAAGUAGCGAGACAGCGUAAAUACAAGUUGUCGAAUCAAAGACGAGAAAACAAUAGACUCUUUAACAACAACGAAAAGCAAUUCUAUAGAAAAAUACGAUCCAAUGCCAAUACGUCAGACGACGUAUAUCCAAGUAAGAAUAGUGCAGAAAAUUACUGGAGUUCACUGUGGUCCAAUACACAAAAACAUAAUGAAUCCGCUCUUUGGAUUGAAAAAGAGAAAGAGAAAUAUCAAGAAAAAAAAAUGUCAACUUGUCUAAUUACAUGUGAUCAGGUCAAACGAAUUAUAGCAAAAACACACAACUGGAAAUCUCCUGGACCAGAUCACAUACAAAACUUUUGGUUUAAAAGAUUUACUGCAGUCCAUCAAAAAUUAACUGAACUUUUAAAUGAAUGUCUACAAAACCCCGCAACAUUUCCAAUCAUUUUUACGAAAGGAAAAACAUAUCUAAUGGCGAAGAAUAAUGGAUUUAAAGGAAACCCAGCAAAUGGCCGUCCAAUUACUUGCCUCCCAACAAUAUAUAAGAUACUGACUGCUUGUAUUGGCGAUCUUAUAAAUACAUACCUUACACAAAACGAUAUAAUGUGCGUAGAACAGAAGGGAUGCAAAAAACACGCAAAAGGAUGUAAAGAACAACUAAUAAUUGACCAAAUAAUAUUGGAACAAGCAGCUAAGAAAAAUAGAAACCUGCACAUGUGUUUUAUUGAUUACAUGAAGGCUUUCGAUAGUAUCCCGCACAGUUGGCUGAUUGAAGUCCUGAAUAUAUACGGUAUUCAUUCAACUAUUGUUAAUUUUCUUGAACACAACAUGACGAGAUGGCGAACAAACAUAGAAAUGUUCACUCAAAAUGGUGUCAUACGAACAGAUGAAAUAAGUAUUCGACAAGGAAUUUUUCAGGGUGACUGCCUGUCAGCCUUGUGGUUUUGUAUGGCGCUAAAUCCGCUAAGUAAUCUCUUAAGGAACGCAAAGUAUGGCUUCAAAAUUAAAGGCAAUUCUCGAGAAUGUAAAAUAAAUCAUCUCAUGUAUAUGGAUGAUUUAAAGAUAUAUGCUUCGACGCGAGAAACCUUAGAUAAGCUUAUUAAAAUAGUCGAGGACUUCAGUAAUGACAUUAGAAUGAAGUUUGGCAUUGAAAAAUGCAGAAAAAUCAGUAUUGUUCGUGGAAAAAUCGUUAAAUUCGAAAAUUUUGAGCAAAAUGAAUCGAUUAUUAAAGACAUGGAAGAAGACGAACUGUACAAAUAUCUUGGUGUAUCUCAAAGCAGAAGAAUAGCACAUAAAGCUGUAAAAGACAAAGUAUAUAGUGAAUUUAAAGGACGUAUUCAUAAGAUAGCCAAGACGAAUUUGCAGGGUAAAUCUUUGAUAAAAGCCAUCAAUACUUUUGCUAUUCCCAUUCUGACUUAUUGUUUCGGAAUAAUACAAUGGACAACGACUGAGAUACAAGCGAUGCAGCGAAAAAUACGAACUAUGCUCACAGAAUACAAAUUCCACCAUCCAAAGUCAUGUUGUGAGCGAAUGACUAUGCCUAGAAAGGAAGGAGGUAGAGGCCUUAUUGAUCUACAAGAACUACACGACAAUCAAAUUAUAUCAAUGAGAGAAUAUUUUUUAAAGAACGCAGAAAAUGAUAUCUUGUUUAAAAUUUUAACCGAAGCAGACAAGCAUUACACACCAUUAAAUUUGGAAGGAACUUUUGAAAGAAAAGCACAAGAUCGGCAGUGUAAAGAGCAAGCUUGGGCAAUCAAACCGCUACAUGGAAGAUAUUAUAGAUCCACUAACGCCGACAAUGUCGAUAAAAUUAUGUCGCACAAAUGGCUUACAUGUGGAACACUAUUUGCUGAAACUGAGGCAUUCAUGAUUGCAAUACAGGACCAAGUAAUUCCGACAAGAAAUUACUGCAAAUUUAUAAUGUCAGACCCUUCGCUAAUUAGUGAUAAAUGUCGGCAAUGUGGAGAACAAACGGAAACUGUAGAUCACAUACUGGCAGGAUGUACAUGCUUAGCACAAAGAGAAUAUACAAAGAGACACAAUAACGUGGUUAAUAUUUUACAUAAGCAAAUAUGCAAUAAAUAUAGACUUAUUGAUAGAGAAAAUGUUCCAUACUAUAAGUAUACACCACAAGCAGUAUAUGAUAAUCCAGACGUAAAAAUUUAUUACGAUCGAACUAUUUAUUCCGAUCACACGAGGUUGCACAAUAGACCAGAUAUAACUAUUGUUGAUAAAAGACGUCGAGAAGGACUCUUCAUUGAUGUUGCAAUACCAAUGACCAAAAACAUGGAUCGUACUUAUUUUGAGAAAUGUAGUCGAUACGCAGAAUUAGCUGUGGAAACAAAACGUAAUUGGAACCUUAACAAAAUUGAAAUUCUUCCAAUUAUAAUUAGUGCUGAAGGUGUAACGCCAAAAAGUUUAUUGUCGCAUAUUCGAAGACUUGAAUUAAACCAGCGAAUUAUUGAUGACAUCCAGAAAAGUGUUAUAAUUGAUUCCUGUCAUAUUACUCGCAAAUUUUUAAAUAUUAAUUAA
This is a messenger RNA of Teleopsis dalmanni, 3672 nucleotides long. RefSeq lists its product as uncharacterized. The transcript has a single exon. The record is from RefSeq and is a predicted model, not a curated record. Lineage: Eukaryota; Metazoa; Arthropoda; Insecta; Diptera; Diopsidae. The coding region runs from base 1 to 3672 and encodes 1223 amino acids.